AUGGUGAGGUCGAGCAAAUCCAAGACCGCCGAUCGCAUAGGCAAGGGUAAAGUCACUCCGAUGCAGGUCGCUUACCUCGUCGAUCGUUACCUUUGCGAUAACCGAUUCUUAGAAACCCGAUCCCUCUUCAGAUCCGAAGCUUCCUCUCUCAUCUCCAAAUCCCCAAUUCGUGAGGUUCCGUACAGUUUGAUACCUCUGGAUGACAUUUUGAACGAAUACAUAUCUCUCAAGGAGCAGAAAGUGGCGGUGGAUCAGGAGAAAGUCAGACUCGAUCAGGAGAAAACUCGCGUUCAAAACCUCUUGCACGGGAUGCAGAACGUGAUGAACGUUUACAACUCCACCGCUGCCGCAGCUCCUCCUCCUCUUCCGGCGAUCCCGUCUUCAGCUCCGGCAGCUAUCCAAGCGGUUGCCUCUACUUCUCAACUGAACAACUCCGGCGUCUCUCCUUCAGGUGUCACAGCUAAUCUUAUGGCAGCAUCAUUGCCAGGUAACAAAAGAGUUGGGAAUUUCACAGCACCAUCUAUAACCAAGAAGCGAAAGAUUCCUGAGGUUUCCUCUGUAGGAGCUUCUUCCGUCUCCAAGAAAGGGAUGAAAACGAUUCCACGAGCUGAUAAAGCCGUUAACUACUUGACGUUUCAAGCAUCAUCACAAGCGCCGGUGAAUAACAGCAGUGUAGUAGCUAAUGAGUCGUCUGAUCUUACUGCAUCAACUGUGGCCAAGUGUUUGUUCAACGGAUCGGACUUGUCGCCUCCGAGCAACUCAGCUUGUGUUAAGACGCCGGAAAAGCAAGUAUCUCCUCAGCAGCAAGAAGUGACGCCUACAAACUGCACAGUUGUUACUAAAGAGAGAAUCACAGUCAGUCCUCACAAACAGAUUGGUUCUUAUACAGUGGAAAGAAGCCAUAUGGUUUCUUCUUUCUCGCCGAGUAAAAGAAAUCACGUUAAAGGAAGACUCAACUUCGAUGACACUGAAGCUACAAUGCACUUUGAUGCACCUCUCAAUGGAGAUAACUUGGUCUCAGCUUCUUCAUCUGGCUCUGAAGCAGAAACUGAUUUGUUCGACUUAGAUUUCUCCAAUAUUGAUCUUCUGAGUGAGAACUUUCCGUUUUCGGAGCUGCUUUUCGAUUUCGAUCUUGGUUGUGAAGGAAUGACAGAUCCUUGCCUGCCACAAUCAAACUUUCACAUAGAGACUGCUUCAGGGUCGUCUCCUGAAUCAAUGAGCGGGAAUCUAGUGCCUGACCAGGUCAUGUCAGAGUAUACGUCAACAGUUACAGAAAUGAUUCAAGGAAAAGACAUCAACACACAAGGAUCAGACUCCAUGACUACUCUAAAGUCCAUAACAAAAUGCUUACGAAUCUUAAGUCCUGCCAAGAAUUGUCGACAGAGGAGUCAAAACUGA
This is a messenger RNA of Microthlaspi erraticum, 1398 nucleotides long. The record is from the annotation of a GenBank genome assembly. Lineage: Eukaryota; Viridiplantae; Streptophyta; Magnoliopsida; Brassicales; Brassicaceae.